AGAAAAAAAAUUGAAUGAGCGGAGGCGAACGAAGGAGAAGAGGGAGAGUAUCGAGCGGCGCUCGGGGGAGUAUUCGGUAGCGCCGACGCCAGGGGAAAAUGUACGAGCAGGAGCGGCCGGUGGGCACAACUGCUCACUCACACCCCGAGUGCACAUCGCUCUCGCUAUUGAGUAUCACCAACCGGCGAAAUAUCGUCAAUUGCAUCACGCCCAUUUUGUCACGAGUUAUUGCGUUUGAAUAGUAAAUUCUCGUCUCUUUCCUCACCCCUGGUCCACCUGUGAUUUGUUCAGUUCGCCAAAUUUCCAGAGCAAAACGGUAAAAGUAAACAGUGCAGAAGAGAAUCGUUUUGACGAUAAUACUCGAGACACUUGAGUUUAAUUGCUAGACCUGCAGUUGACACGAGGGGACUUUGUCAUAAACGAGUUACUGGUCAAGAGGCACAAGAGACUGAGGAGGACAGAGUGGUAGAUAUUAUUUAACGUCGGCAAAGUGUCAUGAGAGGCGGUUUCACGAUCCGCCCUUCUUAUCACUCCUUCCUAGAGUCAUGCAUGCCGCGCCUUUCAAACGAGCAACUGGCAGGGAUGAAACCUCACCAAAUCACGAAUCACCCCACGGCAAUGGGGUCCUGGAGAUGCCGUGCACAAGUGACGCGGCCCCCAGCAACAGCCGUAAUCGUUGGAAAUUUCGUCGAAGUGACUCCUACGAGACAAAUGGACUGGGUGCACCUGUGGUGCACAACCAAACGGGAGACGAAGGGUGCGGAGGGCUGGAGGGGAAGGACCCAGAGACGAACGACCCUGUUCACCUCAAGAGACGGGUGGGACUCGUCAGUGGGGUGGCUCUAAUCGUUGGAACAAUGAUCGGAUCUGGAAUAUUUGUAUCACCCUCGGGUUUACUAGUGCGCACUGGUAGCAUUGGCAUUAGUUUUCUGGUGUGGACUGCGUGUGGUGUUCUGAGCCUCUUCGGGGCGCUGGCAUACGCCGAACUGGGUACGAUGAACACAAGCAGCGGAGCUGAGUACGCAUAUUUCAUGGAUGCAUUUGGUGCACCACCGGCUUUUCUAUUCUCCUGGACAUCAACACUGGUUCUCAAGCCAUCGCAGAUGGCAAUCAUCUGCCUGUCAUUUGCCCAGUACGCGGUGGAGGCUUUUGCCUCUGACUGCCAGCCUCCGGAGCACUUGGUGAAGCUCGUUGCCCUUCUGGCAAUUGUUCUGAUCCUUCUCAUCAACUGUUACAGCGUUAAUCUGGCUACUGGUGUGCAAAAUGCAUUCACCGCUGCCAAACUCAUUGCCAUUCUGGUGGUGAUUGCUGGGGGAACUUGGUCAUUGGCUAAGGGCAAUACUCAGCAUCUCAGUGGGGCUUUUCAGCCAAUGGAUGGGGGAGAUCUCAUCAAUGUGGGGAGACUUGCCACUGCUUUCUAUACUGGCCUGUGGGCGUACGAUGGAUGGAAUAAUCUCAAUUAUGUUACGGAGGAGAUCAAGGACCCUUCCAAGAAUCUUCCGAGGUCCAUUAUGAUUGGAAUUCCCCUGGUCACUGUCUGCUAUGCGCUUAUCAAUCUCUCGUAUCUUGCUGUCAUGUCGCCCACGGAGAUGAUCGAGAGCGAGGCUGUCGCUGUGACAUUCGGAAAUCGCAUUCUGGGAGUGAUGGCAUGGUUGAUGCCUUUCUCAGUGGCAGUGAGUACCUUUGGCUCGGCAAAUGGCACCCUCUUUGCCGCCGGACGCCUGUGCUUUGCCGCAUCACGUCAAGGUCACCUUCUGGAUUGCCUGAGUUACGUGCACGUGCGCCGUUUCACACCUGCCCCAGGUCUCAUCUUCCACUCACUCGUAGCCGCCACGAUGGUCCUCUCUGGCAACAUAGACUCACUCAUCGACUUCUUCUCAUUCACCGCUUGGAUAUUCUACGGUGGCUCGAUGCUGGCUCUCCUGGUUAUGCGUAAAACCCGGCCAAAUCAUCCCAGACCCUACAAGUGUCCGCUUGUUAUACCCAUUCUCGUGUUGGGAAUAUCCGUGUACCUGAUUGUUGCUCCAAUCAUUGAUAAACCGCAGAUUGAGUAUGUUUAUGCCGCAGCUUUUAUCGCUGCUGGUGUGUUUGUCUACCUCCCGUUUGUUAAGUAUGGAUAUGUGCCCAAGUUUAUGGAAGCUGUCAAUGUCUUUCUGCAAAUGCUGUUGGAAGUGGCACCAACAGCAGCCGCUUACGAUUGAUUGACGAAUCAUUCGAUUUCUGAAUGAAAUGAAAUAUUUUCAACUAUUGAUAAUAAACAUAAGGAAUUACAAAGAGAAAGAGAAUUUAUCAGUGCCGAAUCAUUCCAUUGGGGCAUCCGAUAAUACGAAGAUUAUUUAUAUAUUAUACAAAUAAAUAUUAUUUUAUUA
Molecule: messenger RNA, 2369 nt
Organism: Diachasmimorpha longicaudata
Lineage: Eukaryota; Metazoa; Arthropoda; Insecta; Hymenoptera; Braconidae
Product: b(0,+)-type amino acid transporter 1
Exons: 5
Coding region: 546-2201 (551 amino acids)
Biological process (GO): amino acid transmembrane transport
Cellular component (GO): membrane
Molecular function (GO): L-amino acid transmembrane transporter activity
Source: RefSeq, a predicted model, not a curated record